Messenger RNA from Chelonia mydas (Green sea turtle), 2847 nucleotides. It is a transcript of the gene AQP3, whose product is annotated as aquaporin 3 (Gill blood group). The transcript is spliced from 6 exons. The record is from RefSeq and is a predicted model, not a curated record. Gene Ontology annotation, molecular function: glycerol channel activity; water channel activity; urea transmembrane transporter activity. Gene Ontology annotation, cellular component: plasma membrane; basolateral plasma membrane. The coding region runs from base 163 to 1026 and encodes 287 amino acids. Gene Ontology annotation, biological process: water transport; glycerol transmembrane transport. NCBI's taxonomy places the organism in Eukaryota, Metazoa, Chordata, Testudines, Cheloniidae.
AGGGGUGGGGUUACUUAGGGGCGGUGUUUCAGGGAUAUCUCAACUUAUUUAUAAGCAAACACAGGGCUGCAAGGAUCAAAGUUACACACACCAGGCUGAAGAGCUGAAAGCCAGCCAGCCACCUCUGAGCCAAAGCAGGGCUAGAAGGAAAUCUCAGCCACCAUGGGGAGGCAAAAGGAAGUUCUUGCUAGAAUUGGAGAGAUGCUGAGGAUCAGAAACAAACUAAUGAGGCAAGCACUGGCUGAGUGCCUGGGGACCCUGAUUCUGGUGUUGUUUGGCUGUGGCUCAGUCGCUCAGGUCGUGCUCAGUAGAGGAACCCACGGGGGCUUCUUGACUGUGAACUUGGCCUUCGGCUUUGCUGUUACACUUGGAAUUCUGAUAGCAGGGCAAGUGUCAGGUGGCCACUUGAACCCUGCUGUAACUUUUGCUCUGUGCCUCAUGGCCCGGGAGCCGUGGAUUAAGCUGCCUGUUUACAUCCUGGCACAAACCAUCGGUGCUUUCCUAGGAGCGGGCAUCGUCUUUGGCUUGUACUUCGAUGCCAUAUGGGCUUUUGGCAAAAACCAGUUGUUUAUAGUGGGACGGAAUGGAACUGCUGGCAUUUUUGCCACAUACCCGUCUGAGCAUCUGGAUGUAGUGAAUGGAUUCUUUGACCAGUUCAUUGGCACAGCAUCUUUGAUUGUUUGCGUCUUGGCUAUUGUGGAUCCCUACAACAACCCUAUCCCCCGGGGCCUAGAGGCUUUCACUGUUGGCUUUGUGGUCCUGGUUAUCGGGACGUCCAUGGGCUUCAACUCUGGAUAUGCCGUCAACCCAGCCAGGGACUUUGGGCCUCGUCUUUUCACCUCCAUUGCUGGCUGGGGCAUGGAAGUGUUCUCUAUUGGCAUGCACUGGUGGUGGGUCCCGGUCAUGGCCCCUUUCCUUGGGGCAGUUGCUGGCGUGCUGGUUUACCAGCUGAUGAUUGGAUGCCAUGAAAAGCCACCUCCAUCCACUGAGCAGGAAAAUGUCAGGUUGGCCGAUGUGAAGCAUUAGGAAAGGGUCUGAGGAGGCUGGCAGAUAUGGACACUUUUCACAGGACUGCAGGAACCAAAGAAGAGAAGGAGAAGGAGAAAGAUUCAAGAACAACAAGAGAUUCCACUUCUUGAGAUAUUCUGUCCUAGUUUCUUUGUACACCCUGAUGCGUUUUCUUUAGAAAUUUGCCCAUGAGCCUUUGCCAAAGGCACCACAUAGUCUCAUCCUGGUAAAGGGGGGGUUGGCAGGGCAGUCAAGUGGUUAGAGCGCAGACCUGACUCAGGCAACCUGAGUUCUAAUCAGGCUUUGCUGCUGGCUUACUGCGUGACCUCGGGCAAAUCACUUCACUUCUUUGAGCUUGUUUCUCCAUCGGCAGGGUGGGGAUGAUGAGACCUCCUCACGCCCACCUUUAUAAAGGGCUUUGAGAUCAACGAAUGAAAAUAUCUAAAGGCAAAAGAGAAGCAGGCAGUUGCAGUCUGCUGUUGAAUUCAUUCCUGGUGUAACUCCACUGCAGUCAAUGGUGUUACACUAGGGAUGACGAUAGCCCAUUAAAUCUGUAGUGCAUGCCAUUAAUAGCAUAGCAUUAAGAUCCACAUCAAUCAGGCUUUGCCUAGAUAAAACGUCACAAUAGAGAGAAAGCACCAAUGCACUUGGCUUUAAUUUUGUGCUAGGACAAAACGUUUACAAGCCCUCUUCACAUGGAUAUUUGAUCCUCAGCGUUCACUGUGUCAUUGAAGACAAGAUUUAGGAAAACACUAAUCCACCAGACGCUUGCCUGGGAAAGCUGCCUUCCUGAAUGCAUUAGUGAUUCUUACUCAUUAGAGAAGCUUAUAGUCAUGUUUGAUUGAAAACAUGGUGCUUGACUCUCGAUAAGGCUGUGUUUGUUCAUGUAAAUUUCACAUUAGCUUUAGGUACAUAAUGCCAGGACAGGGAAGAGUUAAUUCACGGGUGACAGAAGGCAGCUGUCUAUUCACUGACCUGCUUUACGAUACUGUCAUUGCAUUUUCAAAGUACAAUCAUGUUGGCAGAGAAACUCCAGCUCCCAUGUUAUUAGAACAUUUUUGAUACCCAUGGCACCAUGUUGUAAGAGCGUCUCAAUUUCCAUGGUGCCACGUUGUAGCUCCGGUACUCAUGGCGUCAUGUUAUUUGAUUGUCUUUGAUAUCCGUGAUGCCAUCUUGGCAGAGAAUCUCUAGUUCCCAUUGUGCCAUUCUAUUUGACCUUCUUUGAUACCAGUGAUGGCAUGUUGUCAAUCCCUGAUUCCCAUGGCAUCAUAUUAUUAGAGACCCCUUUGAUAGCUGUUCCUUUAGUGCAUGAAUUCCUUUCAAUAUGUUUCUCGUAUACAGUGCAUAUUUACAGUCAGUAAAACUUUGUAUUCUUUCAUGCUUUUUUGUGUGUGUAAAUAUUGAGAUUGUAAAAUGACUGUGUCAGUUUUACUUAGUUUAUUUUUAAACCAUUUCAAGUAAACUCUGACACUUGGAAAGUCAUCAGUGACAAUAACAUGCCUGAUACAAGUUCUCUCACCCCUUUCAUCUCUUGAGAAUCUGUAAAAGGAAAGGGAAAUUUAACUUUAUUGGGCACAGUAGCUGAGUGCUACCUUCAUGUUGUAUUCCUUUCCUUCUGAAUUGUAGUUUGUAGUGCUAAGGUGAGGUUAUGCAAAGAUCAGGGAUAUGGGAGGGACCUACUGCAGAUGUAAAAUCAUGCACCUAAUCUUGUUAAUACACAAAACAAGAAGCCAGCCCCAUAGAGUGUACUGGGAAUUGGUUCAUAGGUUCGCUGAAAGACAAGGAAAAGCACAGGAUGAGAUGAACCCAUGCUGGCUUUGAACACCCUUUAGAAAUGAA